Messenger RNA from Daphnia magna, 4301 nucleotides. Its product is annotated as histone-lysine N-methyltransferase, H3 lysine-79 specific. The transcript has 22 exons. Bases 215 to 2392 code for a protein of 725 amino acids. Lineage: Eukaryota; Metazoa; Arthropoda; Branchiopoda; Diplostraca; Daphniidae. Gene Ontology annotation, cellular component: nucleus. The record is from RefSeq and is a predicted model, not a curated record. Gene Ontology annotation, biological process: DNA repair; regulation of transcription regulatory region DNA binding; DNA damage checkpoint signaling. Gene Ontology annotation, molecular function: histone H3K79 methyltransferase activity.
UGUUCUCGCCAGUCGUCACGUGUUGUUCGUUCUUUGAUUUCGUUGAUACGUUGAUUGUAUUCAAUCAAAAAUGUUAUCGUGUUAUGUCUAAAGGAACCAUAUAGUAGAUCCACGUCAGAGCCUUAUCUACAGUGAUUUAGGUUCUGUGGGUUUAUAUUUCAUCCUUGUUUCUACGUUCAUUGUCUGUUGAUUACCGUUACCGAACAUCACAACUAUGGCAUUGGAGUUAAGAUUACAUAGCCCUGCUGGUUCAGAGCCUGAUGUCUACAAGUGGCCUUCAGCACCUGGACAAGCAGGAGGCAGGAAUGCUGUGGCUAUAGAGCUGGUUGAAACUAUAAGGUGGGUCUGUGUUGAUUUCCCUGAAUUGGCAAUAGACAAUCAUAUACUUAGCAGCUAUGAUACAAGCAGUUAUCAAAGUAUGAGUAAAUUAGUGGAAGAGUAUAAUCGAGCCAUCGACACCAUCUGUCAACAACAGAAAAUUGUCGUACGCCCAUCUAAACGGUUAAAUCACCGACCUUCGCGAGGUCUUCUGCGUCACAUUCUGCAACAGGUCUACAACAAAGCCGUGGCAAAUCCCGAAAAGCUCAAUCAUUAUGUGCCGUUUUCUCCCGAGGUAUAUGGUGAGACGUCUUAUGAUUUGAUCUGUCAGUUGAUCGAUAAUAUAAACAUGACGGAGGACGAUACUUUCAUUGACCUCGGUUCGGGAGUGGGUCAGAUAGUUCUGCAAGUUGCUGCAUCCACUUCUUGUAAAAUGGUCUGGGGUAUUGAGAGAUCUGAAUGGCCUAGUCGAUUUGCAAAGAAUAUGGAUUUCCACUUUAGACGGUUGAUGCGCUGGUGGGGAAAGCUCUAUGGAGAAUACCAGCUGAUAAAAGGGGAUUUUUUAGACCAACGUCAUAGCGAAAAAAUUUAUUCAGCCACGGUAGUUUUUGUAAAUAACUUUGCUUUCGGUCCCGAUCUCGACCACCAGCUAAAGGAACGAUUUGCUGAUCUCAGGGACGAUACUCGUAUCGUCUCAUCUAAAGCAUUUUCUCCUCUUAAUUUUAAGAUCAGCGCUCGCAAUUUGAGUGAUAUAGGUACGAUUAUUCGUGUCUCCGAGUUGCCGUUUCUUCGAGGUUCAGUUUCUUGGACUGGAAAACCUGUAUCCUACUAUCUUCAUAUUAUUGAUCGAACUAAAUUGGAACUCUAUUAUAACCAGUUAAACGAUCAACAACCUACAAAAUCAAAAAUUAAUGAAAAAAAUGGAUUGCCACGGGUUGGUCGUGCAAAAAAAAAAUUUCAAUCAGAUAAUGUGAUAGCUGGUAUCACUAUGCCGAAGACGGAAUGUCAAGUGACUUUGUCUGGAAGAUCGACCAAACAGAAAUCAUUUCAGUUCGGCCGACAGAAUCAAGUAGAGCAAGAAACAGGUGGUCCAGGUCAUAAACCCUUUGGUCGAGUCGUGAAACGGAAAAGCGAUGGGCGUAGCAAAAGAAAAAGUUCCUCUACCGAUUUCACUUUGACUGGCACAGAAUUAUACAGCGCGAACACUUCACAUUCUCAAAAUCCCCCGUUUGAACAAAGAUGUAUCCACCAACAGUUACCAUCCAGUACUGCAGCGUCUUCUAGCCCACUUCAGGAGAAAAUUCCGCUCACACAAUCUUCUGGCGACUUAACCAACAUUCCGCGUGUACUUCAGGUAUAUCUGGACAAUGUCAGUAAUCAAAUGAUGUCGGUAAUAGCGCAGUUCAAAGAUCAUAAAAAUCACGCUGCCAUCAUGCGUGAAAUAGAAAUCGAACGCGAUCGGAAAAUCAAACUGAAUUUACAAGCUGCCCUAUUAGAAAAACAGAUUGCGCAUUUGGCGGACACUGAGAAAAAACUUCGACGACAGCAAGAAGUGGUAUAUCGGGAUAGAAAUUUGACUCAUUUCAAUGGGGAUGUCACCGGCAUUUCUGUUGUCAAUCAGGAAUCAAUCCUGAAAAAGAUAUCUAUUGCCUUGCACCAGCGCAAGAACAUAAACCGACAAGUUAGCAAGAUAAUGUCGGAAGUUACCGUUCUGGGGGGAACUACCUCCAUUGCACUGCAAACGCAACAGUCACAAAGCUCUAAAUCGGCGCAACAGCGACCAGGUAGGCUAGAGGCAGCAAGAGACCUUCAUAAAAAUCCAGAGUGGUUAAACUUACCAGUGAUCGAAAAAGGUAAAGGGAAUAUUUCUGAGACCCUAACGAAGAAGGUACUUCAGCCGAACGGGCCUCGAACGAAGGACGAAACAUUGACACUAUCCAAACAAGAUAGUACUACCAGUGAUGCUCUCGAGAAUCGCUUACAAAAGGUCGUCACUAAUCUAUUGAGUGAUCAAACUAAUCAGGCUGACAGUCGGUACAGAAAUGGGUUUUCUUUAUCACGUAUUUGUCGCUAGCCACCUUUUGAUUCUUUCAUACCUGCGGCGAUAUCUUAUUUUACAUAUUCCUAAACUUCAGUCACUUUGACUUGUGAGUUGCCUGUAUUUUUGUAGUGUUAAUCCUUUGCCAAUUAUUCGCCAGAUCUGUCACUUCGAUUCUAUUGUAAGUAUGCGAUCAAUGGGAUCAGAGGAUACGAUUUCACAGCUAAGCCGUCUACAAGUGAUAUAAUCGUAUUCAUUUAAUAUCUAUAGCGCCUAUCUUUUCCCUUCAUUGUUUGUAUAAAAUGGAUUGUUUGUUUUCUCUCCAAUUUUAGGGGAGACAAAGGGGCGAUUAUUUCUCCACUUUAAGAUAUUGUGCUGUCUAAAUAUCUUAAUCCUACCUAAAUCCUUCCAUCAGAAGGUUCAAUUUUUUUUGUGAACCAUAUCGCCCUUUCCAUAUUUCACCUUGUUUUAUUUUGCUGGCGGCCGAAGACUUAAAAUUUCCCAUCGACAAGCUAUACAGUCGGAAAUCCAUUACGAUACCUCUCCAACAUCGAUGUGCUCUCCAACUGAAAAGCCGUUGCCAGUUCCAAUCAGCUACUUGAGUAAUUGAUAAUUCGUUCAUAUGUUAACCCUUUUCUACCCUAUUAUCUCAAACUAAUAAAGGCACUUCCGGUACACGCCACGUAUUACAUAGCGUGUCGUGCCGAAGUUGAUUACGUUCACUCUUCGUGCACUUGGAAUACCCUCCGUGGCCGAAGCUUUUAAACGCACUGAACAUAAGUACCCAACGCUGAAUGGCAACGCCAGAUCAGAAUGUUUGGACGUCACUCUCUUACUCGUCAUUGAAGCGUCGAUCAACGCAGAGAAUAGUGAUCCUGCUGUAACCUCCAUCAUUGUCUUCGGACUGUGCAGCCCAUGCCUUCCCCAUCACUACCAAGACUAUCCGACCAUCCCAGCCGAAGACAGAUCAGACGAGACGUUAGGGUUAGGGUACACUCGUGGUUCGCUGGCCUCGUCCACCUCGUUUGGUCUGGCACGCCCUUACUCGGAGGAUAACGAGCGCUGAUUCCCUUUUAGUCUUCGUCUGUUUAACCCGUCGUCUUACCGUUCGCCAGUGCCCAGUUUAGCUUCAAAAAUGAGAAUGUUCAGCUACGACAGGCCGUUCUGAGCGGUUAAUUCUUGCAUUGCUUCUUAUGAAGUAACCGUGGGCAGAUCUAGGACACCGUCCACUAAAGCAGAACAACAGCCCAAGAUCACCGAUUAUCAGCCAUUCUAGCGAUUAUCGACUCGGUGUUUCUAUCAGGUUUAUUUUGUUAUUCGUUUGACAUUAGAGCAACGUUAUGUAAUUUAAUUGUUUUCCGAGUAUUGAAAACCCUAAAGGGUACCACCGACGAGUUGCCCAUCGCUCCUUCAGUGUUCCGUGACCAGACUCGUAUUCAACUCUGCCGUGUAUGAUUUUGAGAUUGAUGGCCCAAUUUUAUAAUCCAAGUCGAACGUUGAUGACUUGAUCGGAGUCUUUAUGGAGUAGUUGGUGGUGGCCAUUUUAUACCGCUUUGCGAAGACCAGGGAUGAUGAUGGUUGUUGGUACUAUUUUGACGAUAGUGUCGUCCACGAAGCUAACGAGGAGUCUGUGUAACUAUUAAAUUGUUUUGUACAUGACAAAAUUUAAAAAAUUUGGGAUUGUUAAUCAUCUAUUUGUACAGUCUAAAGCGGCAUGUGUUUUAUUGUACAUCCCCGUUUUCGCUGCAAGUCUCUAUAUUCGUGCUGCGUUAAGAAACGAUUUUUCUUGUGGCUGCUAUCACAGUCAACUAUUAGAUAAAAUAAUCCUGAUGAAUCUGAGCAGAUAUUGAUGGAGGUUUGGUGGAAAAAAAAAACAUGUAUAUUCAUUAGAAAGGCGAUCGAAGAUGAAAUUUUAAUAUUUUAAUAAAUUGAAGUGCAUAUCUGG